UCGCGUUCUCAAUUAUCAGAGCUCGGGCAGAUCUUCCAACUCUCCGCAACUAGAAUCCCCUCCUCAGCUAGCUUUGCGACCAGAGGCAUCACGCACACACACACACACGCGCAGUCAUGGCUGACACAAAGAUUCAAGAACUGCUCACGAAGCCGCGAAACGAGCUCACCGAGUACGAGAUCGCACAGCUCGAGGAGCAUGAGUUCAGCGCCGGGCCGCUCUCCAUUCUGCAGACCGCAGUGCGCAGCCACGCACAGGUCCUAAUAUCGAUCCGCAACAACCGGAAGCUGCUUGCGCGUGUCAAGGCGUUCGACCGCCACUGCAACAUGGUGUUGGAGAACGUGAAGGAGAUGUGGACGGAGACGCCGCGACUGGCGAACGGAAAGAAGGGCAGGCCGGUCAACAAGGACCGCUUCAUCAGCAAAAUGUUCCUAAGAGGUGACUCGGUUAUUCUGGUUCUUCUGAGCUGAUAUAUCCCUCUGUUCUCUUGGCUUUCAACUUUCACGGUUCAUGAUCAGUGGUCUAUUGAGAUUCUGUGGCUCUGUAUUUGCGCGGGACCUCUGUUUCGGGCAUAAAAGGCGUUCAUACCAAACAAAAUCUCGAGGGCAAAGGCAGCGAUGGCGCCCGAUUCCUCCCUGACUGGAUAUCCAGUAUUCUUCAUGCACAGUGCAGAAAUAUGUGGAAGGCGUAGAGCCCAGGAAAGGCUGGCUGGGUAGGUAGUCGGCCACGACUACCGAUCAACGCAUCAUGCAACCAAAUCAUCAUGUAUUGAUAUCGAGAACGUAAGGUAUCACUCCUGCUACCAAGUAGCGGCACCUAUUUUUCCUGCGGCAGCCCUGCCAGACCCAAGAAGAAACUCGCCAGCCCCCAUGCACCAGGAUCCGGCACCUG
Gaeumannomyces tritici R3-111a-1 is the source of this 891-nucleotide messenger RNA. Its product is annotated as small nuclear ribonucleoprotein Sm D2. NCBI's taxonomy places the organism in Eukaryota, Fungi, Ascomycota, Sordariomycetes, Magnaporthales, Magnaporthaceae. Gene Ontology annotation, molecular function: RNA binding. The transcript has 4 exons. Gene Ontology annotation, biological process: spliceosomal snRNP assembly; RNA splicing. Gene Ontology annotation, cellular component: U4/U6 x U5 tri-snRNP complex; U2 snRNP; catalytic step 2 spliceosome. The record is from RefSeq and is a predicted model, not a curated record. Bases 117 to 470 code for a protein of 117 amino acids.